Messenger RNA from Colletotrichum karsti, 504 nucleotides. Its product is annotated as zinc-finger domain-containing protein. Gene Ontology annotation, biological process: mitochondrial electron transport, NADH to ubiquinone. Lineage: Eukaryota; Fungi; Ascomycota; Sordariomycetes; Glomerellales; Glomerellaceae. The transcript has 3 exons. The coding region runs from base 1 to 504 and encodes 167 amino acids. The record is from RefSeq and is a predicted model, not a curated record.
AUGUUGUCGGUAUCCAGAAGAGCGACAGGCGCCUUGUCGCGGCAGCUCCGCGUUGCCUCGCGACCCUUCACCGUUUCCGCGGCCGCCCGCACGACCGAGAGACCCGCCGUCGUCGAGAAGACCGAGACUGUCACCCCCCAGGUGUCCGACAACAGCGUCCCUCAGGAGGUCGGCCAGGCCCCCAACCGAUCCCUCGUCUGGUCGCGCAGCCAGAAGCCCAGAGCCCAGGCCAUGACCGGCCCCCGAUUCGAACAGACCGACUUCUCCCUUCAGCCACAACCGCACUCCGCGAUGGAGCUCAUCCACGAGCAACCGGUGACGUGGACUCACAACCGCGUCGUUGCGUGCGACGGUGGCGGUGGUCCCGCUGGCCACCCCAGAAUCUUCAUCAACACCGACAAGCCCGAGAUCGCUUCCUGCAACUACUGCGGUCUGCCUUACGCCAACGAGCACCACCGCAAGCACCUCGAGUCUCUCCCGGAGACCUCUUACCCCCUCGCAUAG